Molecule: messenger RNA, 3443 nt
Organism: Plectropomus leopardus (leopard coralgrouper)
Lineage: Eukaryota; Metazoa; Chordata; Actinopteri; Perciformes; Serranidae
Gene: ccdc3b
Product: coiled-coil domain containing 3b
Source: RefSeq, a predicted model, not a curated record
CGUAGGCCAGAAUGCGCUCCCUUUACUCGCUACCUCUGAUCUAAUUUCAAAGGUGAGAGGCGCUUUUUUGCAGGGGAUGCUGCUGGUGUGAAUGGGCUGAUCCAGUGAUCGCAGGUAUUGUGGCUGGAGGAGGGAGCGCAGAGAGCAGAGAAGUCACCAACUACCCGGGACUAUUUUCUUGAGUUAAACCUUUGUUUAAACUGACUUGCUGUGAAGCAGCAUUGUUGGAAGUAUGUGCAUGGAGUGAGAGCUGCUGACUUUUUUUCUCGUGAUUUCAUCCAUCAGCAGCAUCGCGCGCGUCGGUGCGCCUCACUGACCCACAGUCGCCUCAUCUCUGUUGGAUCAUGUGGAUUAUUUUGGCGUUUAUUCUGGCAGCGGGGGGUGCUGAUGGGAGCUGGGGAUGUCACCUGCCCCACGACUGGAGGCCGCAGACAGAAGCGUGCCGUGCCGAGCUGGCGCAGAUUAUAGUCUUUGCCAAGGUGUUGGCACUGCACAAGGAGUCCUACAAUGUGUACAACUAUCUGCCGUCCGACAGCGAGCUGCUUUUCUCUGCGGAGAUUGAGCUGCUGUGCGACCAGGCUUGGGGCAGCAUGCUGGAGGUCCCCGCAGGCUCUAGGUUCAAUGUCACCGGCCUGGGCUACUUUACCUGCUUCACUUAUAGUGUCACCAAAAACAACAACUACUACUUCUUUCUAAGGAUGGAUGAGAACUACAAUAUUAUCCCUCAUGGGGUGAACUUCCAGGACCCCAUCUUCCCCGACACUCCAGAGAACCACCGCAUAUUUGCCAGCCUUUUCCAGUUUUCCAACUGCACAUCCGGUACUCAGGUCCAUAGCUACACCCCGGAGUGGGAGGCUCAGGAGGACAGCCGGCUCUUGUGCUCCGCAGUGCAGAAGGCUCUGUUUGAGGAGGAGGAACGGGUCUUGACUCUUUCCCAGAAGGUGCGCUCUUUGGAGAAAGCCAAUGACCACCUGAGAGAAAAGGUGAAGACCAUGAAACGUCUGCUGCGCCAGGCACAACGGGAAACAACAAAGGAACAACAGACGCUCAACCACAAACAGCUCUACGAGUCAAAGACGCCCCAAACUCACCCCGAUCAGGAGACGACUCAGGACCAGAGGGACAAGCCGCUCAAAAAGGUCCUCUCCAGGACACUAAAAAACUAGACUGGUGAUCAGUUUAGAGUAACAGUAUGGACUUUAAAUUGAAUUUCAUUACAUUCUCCAUGUCCUCAAACAAAUUAAUAAGCUUAUUUCACACAGAAACUUUACCUGCACAACGAAAUUUGGCCAUUUUGUUGGUCUAGUUAUUUCCUGGUAAAAUUGACCUUUGCCAUUGAGACUGUCGUGUGCAAAAAGACCAUUCAUUCCUAUUUACACCCAUAUCCACGUGUGUGUGUGUGUGUGUGUGUGUGUGUGUGUGUGUGUGUCUGUUGAAAGGGCAGGGCUUAGACUUGACCUAUUUUGUGUCCCCAGAUGAACUAAAGUGAAGGAUUAACUGCCUCUGAGAUAAGGGAGUGAACUGGUUUCACAGGAGUAAGAGAUCUGUAUCUUAAUAUCCUCAAAUCUUGUUUCACCCCAUUAGUCCAAUAUAAUCUUUCUCUUUAAAUAACUGCGGGUUGAAUCCCUGACUUUUUCCUUUGUCUUUUGUGAGUUUAAGUUAGUUGGCAGCACAGGCAUUUUCCAAAAAUCAGACAGAGCUUUCGGCUGGUGGAUGCACUGUUGAGCAAUAUGUGGACAAUUUUAAAGCAUUAAAAAUAUGGAAUAUCUUUCUUUCUGUGCUGGACACAUUAUGCAUUUUAUAAAUAUUAAAAUUAGUUUUUUACUUCAGAAAACUGUCAUUGAAAUGUUCCAAAUCAACCUCUGUCUUGUGGGGGGUCCACUCUUGGAUGAGGUGAUAUGGACAUUUCUCUUUCUUGUAACACUGACUGUGUAUGUGAGCGCAUAGUUACAGCUGUGCCAAAAUGUAUAAAGCUGCAAGGCCAAACAUUACGUCACACCCUUCUUUUCUACCUUUGCCUGCUUUUAAUUUACUUGCAUCUAUUUAUAUCCAAGAAACUAUCACAAAGUGUAUGAUUCUUUAAAUUCAGUGAAUUGUUUCCCAAGGGUGCCUUUUCCCCACAAACUCUUCUUUUAUGCAAGUCUGUUACACGUUGCACUGAAUGAAAGUGUAAUUUUAGUAUUUGAGAACCGGGUGCUGAGCACUCAUGAAAGAAAUACACCCGCAAAAUUAUCAUUUGUAUAUAAAUUACUCACCCUUUGUUACCUUGAAUUUUGCCUCCAUGGUGAAUGAAGAAUCCAAAAAUGGGGCACAUUCGUGAGGUCAUGGGGGCCACAUUUAACAGAAAAACUAUAUCAAACUCUCACGCAACUUCUGCAGUACAAUCCAAGUCUCAUUUAUGUAGUCGUACAUGUACUCGUACUUGUGUGUGUGUACUUAUGUACUCGGUACUUCCCAAAAACAUUUACAAUAAACCUAACUGCAUAAAAAACGUCUGCAUACAAGCCCUUGGGCAAAUGCGUGGGUUUGAACUCUGCUGGUGUAUACAGUUGAGUUGCUAGUACUGGUCCGUGUGUGAGACUGUUAUGCAGAAGUGUUUUAAAUAGUUUUUUGCAAAAAUACAUGUGUUUGGAAAUAGCUGAGAAUGUGACUAGAUUAAUAAGACUUAGAUUACAUUGCACAAGUUGUGAGAGAGUUUCUUAAUGGCUCUUUUGAUAUAGUUUUAUUGUUAUUAAACGUGGAGCCCUAUAACUUCAAUCAGGCUAUUCUCAUAUAAAAUAUUUGUAUGUUUCCCCUACAAAAAAAUGCAUAAUUCAUGCAUAUACCACGUCAUAUUGCAAUCAUGUGACUAAUGUGCUGACAGGAUUAAACAAGCAGUGGGAGGCAGGCUGGGCUGUGGUAGAUGGGUCAAAUAUACCAGACUUAACCCCAGGACUUUCCCAUGGAGGCAUGUGUUUGUACGUCAAUCAUGUAACUUUACAUCAAGGACGUAACAACACUUGUGGGGCACUAAUUUGUAGAAUAUCACACAAACUGUUGUGUGUGCAUUUUCAUAGGAUGCCAUACAAACCGUUCUUUGAGGAUACGUAGCUGCAAUUCAUCAAGAAUUUUCCCUCAUUUUGCAUUCUUCAUUCACCCGUUAGUGAUUCAAGGCUUUUUUCACGGAUUAGAUGUAACACAGGGAGAGUAGUUGAUGUAAGAAUAGUCAUUUUGUGUGUGAAGUACUCCUUUAAAGUCCAGCCAGUGAGUCUGGCGUGGUACAGGAUUGGCUUUUUCUGUGUCAGAAAUGAAAGUUUUGCCUUUAUUAUACUUUAUGUUUUUGCUUUUAUUAUUUUUUUGCUUUCUCUAGACUAUAAACAUAUGGUUUGCUUUGCCAGUAGCAUAAUCAUUUGUGUAACAGUUAUUGUUCUUUUUUUUAUAAACAUAAAUGAAUUUUUACAAAA